Messenger RNA from Cornus florida, 1726 nucleotides. Its product is annotated as IAA-amino acid hydrolase ILR1-like 1. Gene Ontology annotation, biological process: auxin metabolic process. The record is from RefSeq and is a predicted model, not a curated record. Lineage: Eukaryota; Viridiplantae; Streptophyta; Magnoliopsida; Cornales; Cornaceae. The transcript has 5 exons. Gene Ontology annotation, molecular function: IAA-Ala conjugate hydrolase activity. Gene Ontology annotation, cellular component: endoplasmic reticulum. Bases 274 to 1614 code for a protein of 446 amino acids.
AUUCAAUUUUCAUCACAUGUCGCCAUGCUUUCACAGCCAAUCACACUAUUCCAAUCCUGUUGUCUUCUUCUCCACCAUACAUAAAUUAGCCAACUAUACAGGAAAUCCUUUAAAUGCAACUUAUAUAACGUGGUAUUCAAGACACAAAAAUUUCUCACUAAAAUCAUACUACUACUUGAUAAAAUAGAUUCAUAUUUAUUGUACUUGCUAUAUAUAUAUAUAUAUAUAUAUAUAUAUAUAUAUAACCAUUGUGUCAUAUUUUUCAGCUCAGAAAUGGACUUUUUCCAAGUUAUCCUCCUAAUGCCCUCCCUCAUAUCCCUCUGCUAUUGUUUAAACUCAGAAAGUUCUUUCCAUGAAAACUACUUGUUGAAUUCUUCUACAAAAGAUUACCAAAAGUCAUCAUUUUUUGAACAAAUAGUUAGGGUGGCUAAUGAUGAAAACAAGGCGAAUUGGAUGAAGAAGAUAAGGAGAAAAAUUCACAAGAAUCCAGAACUUGCUUACGAAGAAGUCGCGACCAGCGAACUCAUUAGAGAUGAGCUUGACCAGAUGGGCGUUGGGUAUCGGUGGCCGGUGGCACAGACCGGCGUGGUAGCAACCAUUGGGACUGGUUCUCCACCCUUUGUUGCCCUAAGAGCAGAUAUGGAUGCCUUGCCUAUUCAGGAAAUGGUGGAAUGGGAGCACAAGAGCAAAGUAGACGGCAAAAUGCAUGCCUGCGGACAUGAUGCACAUGUUGCAAUGCUCCUUGGUGCUGCAAGAAUUCUGCAAGAAAUCCGAGAAAAACUAAAGGGAACUGUUGUUCUUAUAUUUCAACCAGCCGAAGAACGAGGUGAAGGUGCAAAAGACAUGAUCCAAGAAGGGGUGCUCGAAAAUGUAGAGGCCAUCCUUGGAAUCCAUAUAGUGCACCGGUAUCCUUCUGGCAUUGUUGCAUCCCGGCCAGGAGAAUUUCUAGCCGGUUGUGGGAGCUUCAAAGCGAAAAUCAACGGGAAAGGGGGUCAUGCAGCCAUCCCCCAGGACACCAUUGAUCCAAUUUUAGCAGUUUCGACAUCAGUUAUUAGCUUACAAAACAUAAUUUCGAGGGAGAUAGAUCCUCUGGAUUCUCAGGUCGUUUCUGUAGCUAUGGUUCAUGGAGGUGCAGCGUAUAAUGUCAUUCCAGACUCGGCUACAAUUGCUGGUACUUUUAGAGCUUUUGGCACAAGGAGCUUCUCUGAGCUGAGAGAGAGAAUAGAGGAGGUUAUUGGAGGGCAAGUAGCUGUGCAUCGUUGCUCAGCUGAGAUCGACUUCUCGGGGAAAGAACAUCCCUCAAUUCCACCAACUGUAAACGAUAAAGGAAUUUACGAACAUGUAAGACGGGUUUCAAGUGAGAUUGUAGGGGAAGAAAACACAAAAUUAGCUCCUAGGUUUAUGGGGAGCGAAGAUUUUGCAUUUUACUUACAGAAGGUACCUGGAUCUUUGCUUUUCCUAGGCACAAGAAAUGAUAAGGUUGGAGCCCGAUAUCCACCCCAUAGUCCUCAUUAUACUAUCGACGAGGAUGUGCUUCCUGUUGGUGCAGCAAUAUAUGCUGCAUUUGCUUAUUCAUAUCUAUCCAAUCCAUCAAAACAGACCGCCUGCUUAUAGUUAAUCUGUAUACACUUUUUUGCCGUUAAUCUUUUCUGGAUCAUUCUUUUGUGGUAAUGCAUUAGAAAUGUCUUGCUUCUUGUGUAGUUUUUAUUUUAAAAUUUUUUUUUUU